Messenger RNA from Naegleria gruberi, 2343 nucleotides. RefSeq lists its product as uncharacterized. The record is from RefSeq and is a predicted model, not a curated record. The transcript has 3 exons. Bases 1 to 2343 code for a protein of 780 amino acids. NCBI's taxonomy places the organism in Eukaryota, Heterolobosea, Eutetramitea, Acrasida, Naegleriidae.
AUGCCCAACAAUAAGACGGAGGAGAAUUUGUUGGAUUUUGAUGAUGAUAUGCUCACACCAGUCUCAACUCAUCAUCAUCAACCACAAGCCUUCCACCAACCAACAGCAUCAUCGGAUAUGGGAACACCACAAUUACAACAACCACAUUUAGCAUCAGUAAGAGGUGAAUCAUUUAGUGUUUCAACACCAACUAGUAUUCCUGAAAAUACAAAUUUUGUUCAAUUGAAAAAGUUUGUAGAAUUGACGAGUGGUAACCAACAACAUCUUUUAGAAAAUGAUAAUACUAAAAUUAUUUCUCCCCUGAUCCAUACUAAACUCUUACAAAGAAAAGUCUUGGAUUUUCUCAAGGAAUUGGAUCUCUACAUGUCAGAAUCACAAGAUAUUAAAAAGUUGAAUGCUUCAAAGAUUUCUAAAGUUCUUGAUGAAGUGUCACUGUAUUUUGCUACAGAGAAUAUGGUUGAUGAAAAACUUCCAUAUCACGUCUCCGUUUCAUUGGCUAUUGAUGGUGAUCGUAUUUCAUCAACAAUGUCCACUUUAUUGAACAGACUUAUUAGUUUGAUUGGAUCGGAAGAUAAAAGAAUAAUUGCUCUAGUACAUUACAUGCUCUCGGAAAUUAAUUUACCAAGAGAGGUUAGAGAAAAAGUACUUGCUGCUUUGAAAUCAGAAUUUAAAUCUACUGAAAAUAGUUGUACAAGAGCUUACUGCAUUCGUUCAAUUGAUAGAAUUUGUAGAAGUUCAUAUCCAAGUAGAAAAGAUGCUGCUGGUCAUGUGAAAGAUCUCUUUGAAAUGGUUCAAAAGGUUAUCAAGGAUUUGGGAAAGGAAAAUAGUUUUUCAAGUAAGAAGGGUUUUAUUUCAAAGCUCUUCAAAGAUACUGACAAGGAAGAAAAGAUUUACUUACUGAGAACAUGUCUUCAAAUUGUGAAAAACAAUAUUAAUGAUCCUGUGUUAACAAAGGGUAUUUUGGAGAAUAUCAUCAUGUCCUCUAGAAACAAAUCAGCUGAUUGUGCAAGAGAUGCUCUGACAGUAAUUUCUGGUUUAAUUCCAAUUAAUCCAGUUUCCACUUUAUUUGCCUUCAGUUCAUCUAUUCCACAUUUUGAAGCCAACAAUGACAAGAAGAAGGCUUCAGCUGCCAAGAAUAUUAUUUAUUCCAAAUUGAAAGAACUCAAACAAGACAAGAAAACAGAAGUAUUACCAACCAUGAAUGCUGAAGAUUCCUUCUCAAGAUUUUACCUUGCUAGAACUUGUGCCAGCGUUAUCAAACCUAUGGUAUUUAGUUCUGAAGAAUCAGAAACUGAAGAAGCUGCCUAUGAACAGAAAUACGUAGAUACUUUGAAACACUUGCUGCAUGAUGAAGAUCUGAUGAUAUUCUUUGAGACAGUCAAACAGGUUGCUAUGAGGAAUUUCAAAUUCUUUUUAGAAAAGGACAUCCACCAAGAAAAAUCUCUCACAUUAGACUUUGUUGUAACAAGAAUCUGUACUAGUUUGAACAAGGCAAAACCUCAAAUUCAAAUUCAUGCUGCAUGUAGAGCCACCUAUUAUCUCAUGAGAUGCUUUGAAAGGUUUAGAGCAAUUAUGGAUGCUGAUCCAUAUUCUUCAUUCUCACAAAAUACUCCUGAGAUGAAGCAAGCCAAUGCUAUUUUCCAAAAAUUAUACAAAAAGAUUGAUGCUGUUUUAAUUCAUGAUUGUUCAUUCGUGAAGUUCCAAGCAUUCAAGGCAUGUAUUUGGAGGUUGGACAAGGUUUCACAAGUUGUUAGAAGAUUGAAAAUGGAAAUUAAGAGUAAUGUAAAUUGGAUGCCUUUCCAUAUUCAUGAAUUGUUGAUGACCUUGUUAGAAUUCUCAAAGAACAGACCAGCUGUUUUUGAUGAAUUUGCCAACCUUUGUUCCUACAUUUGUAUAUAUUUAUCUGAAAGAGUAGAUGUUGAUUUAUUAAUUGCUCUUUUCAAACAAUUAAUUCCAACCAAGACCAAGGAUGAGCGACAAAUCGAGUUGACUACUAGAUUUUUAAAUAUGGUAUUCAGUAUUUUAGAUGAAUGUUUAACAGGAUCAAAGGAAUCUUCAGAGCUUGCAUUUGCCAUCUUGACAUUCCUUGGUGAAUAUGCCAACAAGAUUUGUGACGAACCAUCUGUCAAUGAAAAAGAAAGUACAGAAGAUUCUGGAACUGUAAACCUCUCUGAACCAAAACUUAUUUAUCAACAACCAGAUGUAUUUGAUAUUCAUAAUGCUGCUAUGAAAUCAAUAAUUUUGAAACUUAUUCAAAAUACCAUGUACAAUACGCCACAAACUUUUCGUUUACGAGUUCCUUUCAUACAUGUCACAACACGAGUAUUUUGGAGUUUCAGCUAA